UUCUCUGCCUUGCCUUACCGUUGUCUGUGCGAGCUUGCACAGUUUGCUUUUAUCGUGCGCCACAGCCGUUGGCCACUUUAGUUGGAUUUGAAACGUUUGCGCACGCGGUUGUUGCUGCUUCCCGCCAAACUCGAAAACGCGAACAAAACGUGCAACUAGCUACGUGCGACGUGCAACGGUCUUGUAACGGUUUCUACUCGGUUUCUACCUGAAGGAUAAAUCGUGAAAAACGUGUCAAGAAUUUCAUUUCAUGAGCCUAAAAACAAACCUAGACUAGAAAACAUGCGUGUCUCCCAGCUGCUGCCUCAACUGUGGUUGCUCAUCUGUUGCCUGAUAUGUCUAAUACGCACAGCUGCUGCACUCAAUGAGGCCUUGGCCACACAGCUGGCGGACGCCGAGGCGCAAGUUGCAGCAGAAUCGGAUUUGGAGGCUAAUGCGCCGCAUAUACGUAAAAAGCGUCUUGUUUGGAUUACGGACGAUGGGCGCUUGGCACUGCCACCGGGCACCUCGCUCACAUUUACGCCGACAAUUGCCAUGCCACUGGUACGACAUCCGCCUGAAGGCUUCUUCUCCAAUCUGACGAUAAGUUUCCCCGUGACAAUUGACUUCGAUAAGCUCGGACUGACGGACAAUCAGAACCCAUUAGGUGAUUUGCCUUUCUUCGCCAGAUCCUUUGGCCAUGGCGCAGGGCAAAUGGUUGGCGAGUAUGUCUCACGCUAUUUGCAUAUUCAGCGUCGCAAGCGUGAUCUCAGCGAGCAACGCAGUAGCUCCGAUGAGAAACCCUUUAAGGUGCGUGAGGAGCUGCUCAAUUAUCCAGAGCUUCCAGCUGGUCUGAAGCACAUAUUCCAUGGUGGCGAGCGUGUGCUGCUUUAUGGCGUCGUUGAGGAUUUCCUCGCCACCUUUGGUAUGGAUGGCAAGGCGUGUCUGCUGCGCACCAUCUGUGAGAUGCAUUCGCGCAGCUUGGACAAGUUUGGCGUCUUUGGCGAGAUGACAAAGCUCUUUCUCACGGUUACAAAGUCGCCUUUUGCCGAGCUCAUACCGGAGUAUGUGCGUGCACAGCAUGUGGGUGAAGGCAAGCAGGCGCCUGGUGAAUGUUUCCCCUACUACAAGGCCUGUCCCAAGAGCAUCUUCAAGGCGCUGGCCAACAAGUACAGUGCUCAAGCAAAGCCAAUGGCAGCGAAGACGACGACGACUACGACGAGUACGACGACAGCAAGGCCUGCGGGUGAGUACCAGGAGCAGCAGGCCGUACUGCUGCCGAACAAUAAGGAGCAGGAUCAGCAGGAACAGGAGCUCAAUCGCAACGUGGUGUACAUGUGA
This is a messenger RNA of Drosophila albomicans, 1320 nucleotides long. RefSeq lists its product as uncharacterized. The coding region runs from base 283 to 1320 and encodes 345 amino acids. The record is from RefSeq and is a predicted model, not a curated record. The transcript is spliced from 4 exons. Lineage: Eukaryota; Metazoa; Arthropoda; Insecta; Diptera; Drosophilidae.